This is a messenger RNA of Penicillium expansum, 2190 nucleotides long. RefSeq names its product fungal specific transcription factor domain-containing protein. The transcript is spliced from 3 exons. Gene Ontology annotation, molecular function: DNA binding; zinc ion binding. The record is from RefSeq and is a predicted model, not a curated record. Lineage: Eukaryota; Fungi; Ascomycota; Eurotiomycetes; Eurotiales; Aspergillaceae. The coding region runs from base 1 to 2190 and encodes 729 amino acids. Gene Ontology annotation, biological process: DNA-templated transcription.
AUGUUGAAAGAGAUAGGAGAUGUGGUUGACGACCAAUCUGCCAAGCGCAUUAAAGAUCUACUCCAAAAGAAUAACUCCAAAUCAGGCCAUGUGUCGAAUGGAAUGCCUGAUAAGUCUCAGGACCAAACUGGGUCAUCUAAGCGAUCCAGUUCACCUUCUUCCAUUGGGUCAUUGGAAGCGGUAGAUCGAGUCGAGGAAGACCUCAAUCUUACAGAAAGCUCUCGGGCUACUGGAUAUAUGGGCAAGAGCUCGGAGAUUACGUGGAUGGGUCGGGUGCAGGAAGAGGCAGAACAGCGCAAUCGCGGUCAAUCACCAAAAGCCACAUCCGAAAAUCAUACCGGUGACAAAAUUUCCCCGACCACCGUCAACUAUCAUAUUGAUGACCUUGGGGUUGAUGCGCCUGGACUGGUGCAAAUGUACUGGGUGCCUCCUCGACAUGUAGCAGAUCAUCUGUUCGAAACUUAUCUGCUCGCAGUCCACCCGCAUUUCCCUAUCAUCAACAGCACUUUGUUUUCCACUCAAUACAGGGACUUCUUCGAUGAAACAUCCUAUGCGGGUGAUAAGUGGAUGGCAAUAUUGAACAUGAUCUUUGCCAUUGCAACAGAGUACUUAUAUAACAGUGAUGUUGCACAGCGGAGGGAUAUCAAAGACCAUCUCUUCUACUUAACGCGAGCUAGAAUGCUAAGUAUGGGUGGCGACAGCUUAUUCGAACAUCCGGAUCUGCAACAAGUGCAAAUAGAGGGGUUGAUUGCAUUUCACAUGCUCUCCACAAACCAGAUUAAUAGGGCGUGGAGAAUCUCGGCUUUAGCAAUUCGGUCCGCUACCUCCCUUGGCAUCAAUCUGAAAAGCAGUUGCCGUAAAAUGUUAGGCGUAUCAAAGGAGAUAGGCUGCCGAAUUUGGUGGUGUCUUUACACGGUCGAACACACGCUAGGGUCGAUGACUGGUCGGGCAACCUCUAUUUCGACCAAUAUGUACACCACUCAACUACCCCUUCCCUUCGACGAGGAUCAUCUGUCGGAGCCAUCAGCUAAAUUGUUUCUUGAUAACUUCGAUAUAAGAGAGAAACGCGUGGACAUGGCUAUGACUAGCCCACACAUUCGCUAUCCCGACAGCCAGCAGACUGAAGAUGCACUGGCUGGGCGCUUGUGGCUUCAAAGCCUACCAGUUAAUUCCAGUCUGUAUUUCCUGUACUACUGUGAUCUCACAGUCAUCAACCAGGAAAUCCUAGACCAGGUCUAUUCAGCGGAGAGUGCAGCAGUAUCUUGGGAAGAUAUCAAGGGCAGCAUUAGUCGGCUGAAGGCGACUGUCGAUGCAUGGUUAUUGACUCUUCCCCCCGGGCUGGACUUCACUGCUUUAAAAGAUGAAAAUCAGAAAACUUAUUGGGCGAAGACAAACUUGGCUUUCCACUAUCAUAGCACACGGAUCGUGCUAGGUCGGCCAUGUCUCUGCCGACACAACCCAAAUCAGACCGACAGACGACGGAAUAGUACCGAAGAGCGGGGAUUUAGUCACGACAUGGCUGUGAUGACCCUAGAGUCAGCGAUGAAAAUGCUCGAUUUGUUACCCGACGAGCCGAGUUCUGUGCAUCUAUAUCAAUUCUGUCCGUGGUGGUGUUUCCUUCACUAUAUCAUGCAGGCAGCAACAGUAAUUAUACUGGAGCUCUUGUUUCGAUGUGUUCACAUGCCAGACCGACAAAGCAGUCUGAUUCAGUCAGCGAAGAAGUCUGUCCGGUGGCUUUACAUGAUGUCCACACAUUGCAUUGCGUCGCAUCGUGCAUGGCAACUUUGUGAAAGUGCACUUCGUCGGCUGGUGUCUAGCAUGGGAUACGACGACAGCGACACACCACAGACUCCAAACCAGCAGCCUGAUGGCCUAUCUGGUGAUCAUGUCGACCAUGUGCCGCCUGCACAGCGUGAUGGAAGACAUGACGGCAUGCAAGGCUUGUCUUACAAUGGUCAAUACCAAUCGUCAAUACAGCCUCAUGAAAAUCAUGAUGUGGGGCAUUCCAAUAAUGACUCAGACCUCGCGGGUUCUUUGGCGUUUGGGAUUUUAUGCGCGCCAAGUACCGAAGAGCAUACUGCAGGCGAUGCUCAUUUCCCCUAUGACCCAAUUAGCCAAGAAUUUAUUCGUUAUCUCUUCCCCUCGCUGGAUGGAGGGGAUAAUCCAAACGGCGAAAAACAUACAUUCUGA